AUGUGUUCCCCCAAUGGUGUGGACUGGCAUGACCCAGGAUAUAAAUCCCGAGAGCCCAAGAAAUAUCUUCGGGAAGGGGCCCUGUCGGCCCUGCGUGCCAGAAAAUCCCUCCACGAAGUUUCAGCCCUCAAAAGGGAUGAAACAAACUUCCCCUUGCAUUUUACCUCCGAAAAUAAACUCUGAUGUCCACGAGAUUCAUAAAAAAUUCAAGAAUAUCACUGGGAAAAUCGAAAUCUACUAUUUUGAUCACGGUAAUGCAUCGUAGAUACUAUCGAACAACCGAUGCAAUUCCCCUCCUGACGACGGAAAAAUUUGCGGACAAGACAGAUCAAGCAGCGACAAGAUUCUGGGCAGAAUUUUUUGGCACAAUAAACAUAGGAAUAACGUUCAUAACAGCAUUCCUCCUCCAACUGCUUCGCUUUAUUCUGUACAGUCUGAUAAGGCCUCUAACGAUUGGAAUAAUUCAAUUGCUAUCCGACUAUUUCAUCAAGCCCCUGUUGACGAUAAUAUUUAAUGCACUGAUUCAACCAGUAUUGAUAUUACUCUACAACAUUGCAACAUCUUUGCGAGACCUUUGCGAACCAAUCGCCGAGGCAAUAGGUUUUUUCAUUCGUGAAUUGUCACGACUUUUUCAAGCAAUAAGACUGAUCGAGAUCAACCGAAACGUCACAAAUGGAAAUAUUCCCACUUGAUAAACAACGAUUAACAACAACAUGAGAACAUUUCAACGCCAGGUAUAUAUUUAUUACUAUUCAAUUUAUGUUUACAAUAUUAUUAUUGUUUUUAAUGUUUUUUUUUUCAUUUACCUUUUCUCUCCAUUAAAUUUUUUUACAGAACAAUUAUUUUAUUACAGCAGUUUCAACGUUUUUAUCCCUUUGUUUUAUUGAUUCAUUUCACUCUUCCUCUGCAUUUUUCACUAUUUUUGUUCAAUAAAUUAUGUACAAUCUCACAAACAGCAAACGCAGAAAAAAAAUUGACUAAUUUACAUAAUUGUAUUUGUCUGCUCUUUCUCUCUCUUUCUCUCGCCUCGUUUGCACUAUUUACAGAUACUACAUACUCUCAACAUCAUUCGAAUAUUCAUGAUUUUUCCAUAAAUUUUUGUUUCUCCUCGUAAUUCCAACAUGCAUUUUCGUAUCACUCGUGUUCUUUCUCAAAUGAAUUAUCACUGUCGUUCAAGUAUUCAUGCCAUUUCUCUCUAUUUCUCGUGACGCAUCAUAUUAUUCAUAAGCUAAAUCCGAAAAAAAAUGUAAUAAAAACUUUUUUUUAAUAUUGAGAACAACGAAUAGUAGGGGGCUUCCACCUACAUCGUUUAACCCUAGGCUCAGGAACUGCAACCUCGGUUAUUCAUCAACUUUUAAUUAAAAUUCUAUAAACGGAUUUAUUUUCUACGUGGCUGCACUUGGUGGAUCUUGAAUUGAUGUUGUAGUUGAUGUACCCGAUGUGGAGUCACCU
This is a messenger RNA of Diachasmimorpha longicaudata, 1452 nucleotides long. RefSeq lists its product as uncharacterized. The record is from RefSeq and is a predicted model, not a curated record. Bases 183 to 692 code for a protein of 169 amino acids. Lineage: Eukaryota; Metazoa; Arthropoda; Insecta; Hymenoptera; Braconidae. The transcript is spliced from 2 exons.